AGGCUACAUGUAGAACCAGAUGAUGUAGAAGAAGAACAGUUAUGACUUACGAGAGCACAUGAACAGUGUCUACAAGCUCCACACUCGCCUCAUAAAAACCGGCCUUCAUAAGGACCCUGUCUCUGUCCGUCAGUUCCUCCUUGCCUGCGUCCCACUCGUUCCUGAGAGCUUACCUUACGCACGCUCCGUCUUCGACCUCAUCCCAAACCCUGACACCUUCUCAUGGAACACCCUCAUCAGGGCUCACUCACGAGCUUCUCCCUCGGUAGCCCUCUCCCUCUUCUAUGCGAUGCACAGGAAUGGCGUCUCUCCAGAUCACUUCACCUUUCCGUUUGUUCUCAAGGCCUGCGCUCUCCUGCAGAGAGGCCAAGAACUUCAUGCUCUCAUUUUAAAGCUGGGUCUUUAUACAGAUAUAUUUGUGAUGAACGCUUUGAUUCAUAUGUUCGGUUGUUGUGGUUUAGUCAAUAUUGCCUUGAAGGUGUUCGAUGAGAUUCCCAGAAGAGACUUGGUUUCUUGGUCUUCGCUAAUCACUUGUUUUGCGAACAAUGGUUUUGGACACGAGGCUUUAGCUGUGUUUCGAGAAAUGCAGGUUACCACGAGCAUAACACCUGAUGAGGUUACGAUGGUUAGUCUAAUAUCCACGGUGUCGAGUUUAGGGGCCUUGGAAUUGGGUAGAUGGCUUCGUGUUUUUAUGUACAGAAAUGGAUUUGAUCUUUCAGUUCUGUUAGGUACCUCGUUAAUAGAUAUGUUCUCUAGAUGUGGAUCCAUUGCGGAGGCACGGGCAGUGUUUGAUGAAAUGCCAACAAGAAAUGCAUACACAUGGACUGCGUUGAUUAAUGGGCUUGCCGUGCAUGGGCAGAGUGGAGAAGCGCUGAGAAUGUUCCAUGAAAUGAAGAAGUCAGGGUUACGACCAGAUUGUGUCACAUUUAUUGGAGUUUUACUGGCUUGUAGUCAUGGGGGUCUUGUAGAGUAUGGUUGGCAGGUUUUUGCAAGCAUUAAAAAUGAAUAUGAUAUGGAGCCGAUGCCCGAACACUAUGGAUGUAUGGUUGAUCUACUUGGCCGUGCCGGUUUGCUGACUGAAGCUUAUGAGUUCCUCGUGAAAAUGCCAAUUAGGCCAAAUUCCAUUCUGUGGAGGACUCUACUUGGAGCUUGUGCUUAUCAUGGUAAUCUCGAGUUGGCGAAGCAAGUAAAGGAGAAGAUCUCUGCGCUUGAUCCUAAUCAUGAUGGUGAUUAUGUGCUUCUAUCAAAUAUCUAUGGUUGUUCUGGUCGAUGGGCAGAGAAGGCAGGGCUAAGGAAUUUAAUGAAAGUGCAAAUGAUCGAAAAGAAACCUGGCUGUAGUUUGAUUGAGGUUGAUCAAAUGAUUCAUGAAUUUGUUGCAGGGGACAAUUUGCACUCCCAAUCUAAGGAGAUUAGAGAAUUCUUAUUUUCAAUCAUAGAAAGAUUGAGGGUAAUGGGUUAUGUCCCUGAUACAUCUAAUGUUUUAUUUGACAUUGAAGAAGAGGAGAAAGAAUACAAUCUUAAUUUUCAUAGUGAAAAACUAGCUGUUGCAUUUGGGCUCCUUAAUGCUGGUGGUAGAAGGACAAUAAAGGUCAUGAAGAAUCUUCGGAUUUGUCAAGAUUGUCAUUCGUUCAUGAAGCUUGUCUCAAACAUUUAUGACAAAGAUAUAAUUAUCAGGGACCGAAACCGCUUCCAUCAUUUCAGUAAGGGAAUCUGCUCUUGUAAGGAUUACUGGUGACUUCUGAUUAACCUCUGUCUCUUACCUUCUUGUAUCUUAUUUUUGUGGCUGUAUAUUCAUUGAUUACUCCUUGAUCUAAUAGUAGACCCAUUACUUUC
Telopea speciosissima is the source of this 1833-nucleotide messenger RNA. Its product is annotated as pentatricopeptide repeat-containing protein At5g48910-like. The record is from RefSeq and is a predicted model, not a curated record. The transcript has a single exon. Gene Ontology annotation, molecular function: RNA binding; zinc ion binding; protein binding. Gene Ontology annotation, biological process: RNA modification. NCBI's taxonomy places the organism in Eukaryota, Viridiplantae, Streptophyta, Magnoliopsida, Proteales, Proteaceae. The coding region runs from base 59 to 1735 and encodes 558 amino acids.